Molecule: messenger RNA, 758 nt
Organism: Nestor notabilis (Kea)
Lineage: Eukaryota; Metazoa; Chordata; Aves; Psittaciformes; Psittacidae
Product: NXPE family member 3-like
Exons: 2
Source: RefSeq, a predicted model, not a curated record
AUUCAAGCAGUAUGGACAGAGCUGAAGAUUCCACUGUUUCCCCUUCUGGCUAUUAUUAUGAAGAUCAGUGGAGGUCCAGAACACACUGGAUCCAUCAUUUUAACAACUCUGAUGAUAUAACCAAGUGCUUGCAAGGAAAAGUAAUCCACUUGUUUGGAGACUCUACGAUAAGGCAGUGGUUUGAAUAUCUGACAGCAUUUGUUCCAGAUCUAGUGGAAUUUAACCUGGGGAGUCCUAAGAACGUGGGGCCUUUCAUGUCUGUGGACCUGAAGCACAAUAUCCUACUGAAGUUCCGCUGCCACGGGCCACCCAUUCGCUUCUCCACAGUCUUUAGCAGUGAACUGCGUUACAUUGCCAAUGAACUGAAUGGCAUAGUGGGUGGGAGAAACACAGUGAUAGCCAUAACUAUAUGGUCCCACUUCAGCACUUUCCCUGUGGAAGUGUAUAUCCGGCGGCUGAGGAACAUUCGGAGAUCAAUUAUUCAACUGCUGGAUCGCAGUCCCAAGACUUUAAUCAUCAUCAGAACUGCCAAUGUUCAGGAGCUUGGGCCAGAAGUGAGCCUCUUUAACAGUGAUUGGUAUUCCUUUCAGCUUGAUUCUGUCAUGAGGAAAAUGUUCUCAGGAAUUGCUGUGCACUUUGUGGAUGCUUGGGAGAUGUCUCUGGCUCACUACCUGCCACAUAACUUACACCCAAAAGAAGUAAUUGUUAGGAAUCAAAUAGAUGCAUUUUUAUCUUACGUAUGCCCUUUGCAAACUUAG